Halichondria panicea is the source of this 1438-nucleotide messenger RNA. RefSeq names its product transmembrane protein 43-like. Gene Ontology annotation, biological process: nuclear membrane organization; lipid metabolic process. The record is from RefSeq and is a predicted model, not a curated record. The transcript is spliced from 9 exons. NCBI's taxonomy places the organism in Eukaryota, Metazoa, Porifera, Demospongiae, Suberitida, Halichondriidae. Gene Ontology annotation, cellular component: nuclear inner membrane; nuclear envelope. Bases 134 to 1321 code for a protein of 395 amino acids.
UUUCUACAGGGAAAGGCCCGUCGACAGAAAGGCGGUCUCCUCUUACCCUAAUAGUCUCCUAGCUAGUCUAGCGCGCACGCACAAGCUGAGAUCGAGCUAAAGUGUACUGGUUGAAGAGAACUUAACUAAGGAGAUGUAUGAGACACGGUAUCCUAGCCCUAGCGGUCAUGUCAAGGUAGGCUACAGGAGGGCACCCAAUUUCUUGGAGAGACUGGGAAGCAGUAUGGUGGGCAGUGUGAUAGGACUGAUACUUGUGGCUGGAGCAUGUGCACUAUUAUUCUGGAAUGAGGGCAGGAGUGUGUACACUUAUGACGUUAUCAGUGAGGCCCAGAGAAGCUGUCAGAGUGUAGGAGACCCCUCUUUCAGUUCCGAUCACCUUAUCAACCAGCUCAUCCAUCUCACAGGCACUCUCAGCACGGCCGAGGUGAUUACUGAUGUACCGUACGGAGUAUCAGUGCGUGCAGCCAAGCUGCGGAGGAGGGUUGAGAUGUACCAGUGGGUGGAGGAGUCUCGUACAGUAGAGCACAAGGAACAUGACGGGUCAAUACGCACAGAGACACACUACUCUUAUUCUGAGAUGUGGAGAGACCAUUUGGUGAGUAGCUUAGCAUUUGAUGAUGUCAGACACGAAAAUCCAAGAGAGAUGCCAGUAAUGUCUACUGAAGUGAUUGCUGACAGGGUCAGUGUGGGUGUCUAUAUUUUGGGAUCCGAAGCUGUUGGUAUGGUGGAGAACUGGCAAAGGGUGGUGUUGUCCACUCCCUUCAACUCUGGACUGCAGCUUCACAACAACAUGCUUUACCAUGGCAACCCGGCCUACCCUCACGUGGGGGAUGUGAGAGUGAGCUUUGAGUACGCAGGCAGCACCCUACCAGGACAAGAGGACAGAGUUAGUGUGGUUGCGAGACAAGGCCCUGGUCAUGUGCUCUCUUCCUAUCACUCUCAAGUGCACACUGGGUACACUAUCCUCUACCUUCACAUGGGCAGUCUGGGCAUAGAGGAGGUGUUUGAGAGUGAGUACUCUUCUAACAGCACUCUGACGUGGGUACUGAGACUGGUGGGGCUGCUACUAAUGUUUGUCGGCUUCAACAUGGUCACUCGCAUCCUUGUCACUCUGGUUGACUGGUUGCCCCUGGUCAGAGAGCUGGUGGCUUUGAGUGCGUUUCUCCUGAGUCUAGUGCUGGCCCUCUCCCUCUCUCUAGUCGUUGUGGCUAUUGCCUGGAUACGCUACCGACCUCUCUACGGACUAGCCCUCCUAACUGGAGCAGCUCUGCCCUUUGUACUGUCCAGAUUGGUUUCAGACAAGAACAAACGUAGACAGUGACUGACUCUGCAGUAGCUAACCUAACAGUGUCAUGACUUUAAUUUCAUAUCAUCCUUGUACAAUUGUAUAACAAUUUUUUAUAGUUUCGUGAGUCUACAUAGACACCAUUGAUCAAAA